AACACCGCCAAAUAUUAUAGAAUAUUCGUACAAAUAUUUUUUCCCUCACAUAAAUAGUUUUAAAGCGAAAAAGUCUCGGAAAAACUCUCCGCAGUUGCAUAACAUUGCAGACGGCUUGGAAAAUGUGUUUGAAAAUUUCGCAUAUGCAUGUAUGUGUGUAGAAGUUGUGCGAACUGCGAACCACGCGGUCGCGCGGGCCGAUUUGGACCGAUUUCAGUUGUACAAGCGGUUACGAAACGAUUCGCAGCAAAAAAGUUCGCCGAAAAAAGUUUCGCCUGACGACAGUAAUCUGAUAAUUUCGGUUCGCAUGAAAAUUUCUUUUUACGCGCCUCGCGUAUCGGCUCGUUAUUACUGUCAAUAUUACAGUUUCCCGUUCGUUUUGCGAAAUAUUUGACUGGCUAUUGGUAUUGCCAAUUGUUUUUUAAGUGCAUUUUUUUUAAUUUCCGUUCUUGUAUAGUCAGCUCUUAAAAUCGUUUUCGCAUCAGAUCGGAGACUUUUUCCAUGAAAUUGAUUUUUUAUCUUAGAACUUAAAUCGCGCUGUUAUUUUUCGUCUUUUCUUGAUUUAAAUUGAGGUUUUGUGCAAUAAAUUCUAUAAUAUUCCGCGGUGGAGUGACAGUGCUCUGUGUUUCAGUUCUCAGGGAAAUAAACUCGUCUAAGUUACAGUUUGAAUGUGUUACCAGUGCAAAGUUACAUGAACCGCAAGUGACGACCAACUUCUGAGGAUUAUAGUUACAUGGGAACGCGCGGUUAUGAAAAAUACCUAUCACUGAACGGUAUUUCGAAACUGCUUUGCUUCGACCUCUCCGGAUACAAAUCGUAGCCACAACCGUCUGCGGUGAGACCCGACCCACAACGUUGGUGACGCAACGCCAUGCGCUCCUCAGGCGCCGGCCGCUCGCACUACGCCUAGAGAACGCACUACGCAAGUGAUAUAAUAUGUGCGAUACAGUGACAACAACGGUUACUAUUCGAUAUUCAGCAACGUGAAUUUCGCCCUCGAUACAAACGAUCGAAUCGUGAAGUGACCAAGUACGAGUAACAUGAGUUGUGAUUCGGUGAUUUUGAUGAGACAUUGAUAGUUUCCUCUGCCAGUAUCGAGAUUGUGAAUUGAAUAUGGUUAGUGAUUCAGUGAUCAUUGCGGCUCGAUAGUUCGUCGGACGCAAACCCUCGCGCGGUGACCGAGUAUUAUGUGUAGAGACCGUCGCGCGCCUGCGAGUCGAUAGUGUGCGCGGCGUGCAGUGGGCGCUCGGGGGUCGUGGGCGCGUGGCAUGCGCGGCGCGUGAGCAGUGACGGCGCCCGCGCGGCUGCCAUGGGCGCGGCGCGACAUGGCCCCGCGCGCGCGCCCGCUGCGGCUCCUGCUGGCGGCGCUGGCGCUGGCGUCGUGCGCCGCCGCGCCCGCGCCCGAGCCGCGCGCGCAACGCUCCGCCAACCUCAGCCACAUCACCGGCACCUCCCGCACCAUACAGAUGUUCCUCAAGAAUCGCUAUCUGCAGCUGAUGCCGGAUGGCACCGUCAACGGCACCACAGACGUCAGCAGCGUUUACACGAUACUUCAGCGUGCGACGUACAAGGUCGGCCUCCUGACGAUCCAGGGGGUCUCCACUUGUCUCUACCUCUGCAUGGAUGCCUGCGGGUUCCAAUACGCUAAUGAUAUCUCGGACGACUGCGUGUUCGAGGAGCACAUCGAAGAGAACAACUACAACACGUACUCACGCAUCCGCGGCGGCAAGAAGACGUUCGUGGCGCUCGACAACAGAGGGCGCGCGCGCCGCACGCAGAUCCCCGCGAGCCGGCCGCUCGGCAACCUGUCGUACUACGCGCUCACCAUGACGCGAGUGUGGGACGGCCCGCGGCCCGCGCACUGCCCGCCGCGCCGACACCGCGGCAAGCUCAAACGCCCGCCGCCCUUCCACAGAAACUGUCAGCGGCGCGUGCAAAAGCAGAACUUACGCAAGCGCAAGCACAAGAAAGCGAACGAUCCGAAGAAGAAGCAGCGGCACCCCAAGACGAGAAGAAAACACGACAACGGGACCACCACCACGACGGAGACGUGGGACGAGUCCACCAUGUCGACGAUGUCCACGACAGACGCGGAGUUUUUUCGGUCGCCCGCGCCGGACGGGGGCCGCGCCUGAGCGUGCUCGCGCUGGGGGCUGCCGUGGCGCUCGCACACUAGCACCGUUCCACCCUUACACGCGCCCGAAUCUCUCUAUCAUUCCUAUUCAACGCCGUUCCGCGAAGAACGGCCCUUGAAGCUCAUUAGAGUCGCUCUCUUAUACGAAAUACGCUACGAAAUUUUUAUACGACUAAUAUUACCGACAGAUGCGACCGCCGCGACGUAGCCCUUCGUCUUCAUCGAAAAGUGUUCAUCAAAAAUCAUAUUAUGCUCGAUCGAGCAUAGUGCGCCAUCGAAUUCGAUAAUUCGUUUAAAAGUAACGAAUUAUAUUGUACUACCAAAGCUGAAAUUAUCUAUCUCAAUUUGUAUUCCUAGUUCGCUUUAAAUCGUAGUUUUAUCGGCAAGAUUCCAAUUGUCUUAGUUAUCGUGAAAUUAUUAACUUAAGUUAUUCGAUAACUAAAAGAUUAGUUAAUACGUAAAUGAAUUCGCUUAUGAAGUCGAGAACGUAUGGUAAGGUGGAACUGUGUUAGAGAUGGGGAAGCUUCCCGCUCGUGACCGGUCGGGGCCGCGAUUUCUCCUUUGCAACUAAUUCUUGUUAAAUGUUUUCGGAUCCUUCAAACAAUCGAAUAUAUUUUUACUUUUACAUUGUAUCGCGGACAAUUAUCUAUUGUUUGAAUAAUAUUGACUUUUAUAUUCCCUAUUUUAAAUAGCCAAAAUGUAAAUUUCGCGUUCAAUAAUUUCAAAUGCAUAAAAUUUAUUCAGAUAUUUCUUAAAAUAUUACUUUAAUUUUAUAUUACAUUAGUUAUUACAAAGUUGGUGGUUUAAUAGAGGUUGUCUGUAACGCGUAGAUAAUUACAAUGCGAUAACGAUAACUACGACGACUUGUCAUGAGCGGGAAUCGUAGUAAGACUUUGUACUUAGUGGGAAGUGUUGAGGUGUAAUUUCUUAAGAAAUUGACUGAAAAAUAUGACUGAGUAACGUAGGUAGUGACGGUUUGGGAGUAGUUUAUGAUAGGUUAUGUGCGGCGGACGGCAUGCUUCUGUAUUCAUAGUUCUGCGGUCACGGAGCGAGCGACCUUACGAGACACAGAAUUGCUCUGUAUUGAACCAGUUCAAACCAAUCUAACCUUCGGAUUGGCUGAAACCGAAGCUGAAGCUCGUGACAACAAGGGCAGCCAUCGCAGAGUCGCUCGCUUCGCACCAUUCAAAAUUAAAUUAGUGAUAACGUAUAUCGACGAAAUGACUAUUAGUAGGUAGUUAUAUGAAAACGUGUAUCUAAUUUGUAAAUUAUUUAUUUUAUUUUCCAUAGAGAAAGUCGUAUUUUGUUAACGUUUUAGUUGAUUUUUUAAUCUCUGUCCCUUUAGUACGUCCGAUGUAAGUAGAUAUGUAGGUUGUCAUACGCUUGUAUUUUUAGUGAGCCGAUUUAUGUGUAUUAUAUUUAUAGCCGUUCGGUAACAACAUGGGCUAUGUAAACUCUGUUCGUACCGAUGUCUGCAACUAUGCAUUUUUCUCCUAAGAAGAAUAAUGUAAGACACUAUUUUCAAAACAAGUUGGCUAAAUAACUCAAGCCAAGCAAAAUUACUUUAGCUAAGUAUGUAAUCUGACAAAAGUUAGCAACAUCAAUUUGAUCAGAGUGUAUAUAGUUUGUAUGUAUAGUGUACUCAAAUAUUGUACUUGAAUGGACAAAUACAUUCUUUAGUGAUUUCCCUCGCAUUCUUGUUAUGUGCGUAAUGCGUAAAUUGUUUCUAUUGUCACUGAGUCAGCGAACUUUUUUCAAACAAAAAGCAACUUUUCACCACUACUGCAUACUACAUUUAUUAUAAAAUUCUCACAAAAAUUACUAUUAGAAAAGAAAAUUCUUUGAUAAUCCUACUUAUAAUGAAAAAUGUUAUUUUCCUUUUUUCAUAGUCCUUUAGUUUUAAAGUUUAUAAUUUAGGGUUGCUUUAUAAUAAUAUAACAUUUACUAUGCUGUAACUGAAACACUGCCAGUAAUGUACAGGGUUACCAAACAGUUUACAAAAACGUGACUUGACAUAAUCGAAGUUCGCUGAUGUCAGUUAGUUAUACAAUGUGAAUAUGUGCGACAAGCUUUAUGAUUGUACCUACGAGUGUCUGAGAGAAUAUUUCGAAGUAAUUUAUGAUAAUAUUAUGUUACGUUGAAUGUAAUUAUAUAAUUGUAUGAAAACGACAAAUCUGUUCAAUUUAAUUAAGCAUUUACUGAAAAUAAGGGGCCAUAGUUUUAUCCUGUAAUCGACUCGAUAGUGGAUAUAACGACAUGCACAUCUUUGAUUCGACGUUAAACUUGUGUGUACGGCCCCUUACAACUUAGAACGUAUCGAUUUUGUCAUUUUCACUCGUAAAUUGUUCGAGUUUGUUAUCGAUUACCUGACUCGUAUUGUAGAUAAAUUAAAAACCAAUCGAUCUUUAGAAAGUAGAAGCAGUAUUUCGGUAUUGUAAAUUCUCUCCAGUUACAGUACCUAGUUUUAUAGUUUUAUAUUUGUAAUAGACGUUGUAAGACUUGUGUAAUAUUUUCAUCUAUUCUCGAACGUUGAUCGAUUCCUCAUCGUUUUAUGGACUAUUGUUACGUACGCUCGCAUUCUGUUACAUAUUUCUCGGCGUAUAAAAUACCUGCUCGAAUAAACAGACAUAAAAUGGUAUGCCACAUUAUAAUUAUGAUACUUUUAUAAAGCCUGUAAUUUUUAAUUUUUAUCGUUUUAACAUAUUAGUAAUGUGGAAAAGAAAGUUAAAAAUAUUAUUUAUUAUACAUUUUACUUAUUUAUUAAACUCCUGCACACCAUUUUAUUGUCUACUUGAAGUUUAUAUUACGAGAAAUGUGCAAAUUUGAAAAAAAUGGUACCUAUUUCGUUUUGUAUAAAUAUGAGUUAAUUUUAUGUUAUUUAUACGCAUGUGCCAUAAAAUACCUACUUGUAAUAGAUGUACCAACUCAGAGAGUAUAUCUCAUUUUCUUUCGCACAAUGUUAAUAAUAAUUAUUGUUUGAACAAAAAGGCAAAGGGAUUUUACACGGGAGUCAUUUAUAACUAAAAUACUCGUUCAUGUCGUCAUAAUUUUAAUGAAUAAAAUAAAUUAUUUAAUAAUUAAUUAGGCAGUGCAACUAAAAGUUAACUUUAAUGUUGUCACUUACUCUGUGCGAGCUCAACCAAACGUAAUUGACGUGUUCGUAGCUCAAUAUUAACUUACAAAAUAUGAAGAAAUAAAUAAUUCAAUAAAAUGUUUUUUAAAAAAAAUGUAAAUGGAUUAUUAAAGCUCUGUGUUAAAUUAUUUAUUAUUUAUAUAUUGCGGUUGGAUAACAUUUAUGAACUUUUGUUUGACUCAAUAUCGAUUCUGAAAUCGAUUAGGUACAUAACACAUGGGCUUUAACAAUAUAAUUUUGGUUGAGAGAGCAUUCGAGUUAAACCAAAUAAGAUUUUAAAAUAUAAAAUGAGUGUAAUAAUAAUAAAUGCUGAGAGCGUUAGAGGAAUGCUUAUUAUCUAUUCCCACCAAUAUAUGGCUCCUAAUACCCCACUUUUUCCGGGAAAUAAGCAAAAACCUGGAACCUCACGGGGUCUAACAGUAUUACUUAAUUAAUUUCGAUACCUUUACAUUUUUACAAUAAUAAUUAUUAUUGCCCAAGAGCAGCUAGAAAAUUUUGAACCAGGUAUUCAAUAAAUGCGCAGUAGAUUCCACAUCCAUAAGUAAAUUUUCUCUCCAUUUAAUCAGUUAAUUAUGGAAAACUAUGAUAUACGUACAUAUAAAUAUUCAGUUUGUAUCGAGUACCUGUUUAAAAUUUCCCACCCGCUCCCCGGCUACAACGUAUUUGUUGCUAAAGCAGUUUAAUGUACAAAGUGGAAUACUGCCGUUAAUUAAAAACAAAGGUCAUUGAACUUAUCUGACGUAUGUCAAAACCACCUUUGAUGUAUUUAUUAGUCUCACCAAAAGAUUGAUCGAAACUUUUAGACAAUAAACUUUUUACAGCCUCUUAUACCGAAAGAUAAAUAAAAUGAUUCUUGAAAUAUA
Bicyclus anynana (squinting bush brown) is the source of this 6130-nucleotide messenger RNA. It is a transcript of the gene bnl, whose product is annotated as fibroblast growth factor 10. The record is from RefSeq and is a predicted model, not a curated record. The transcript is spliced from 4 exons. Gene Ontology annotation, cellular component: cytoplasm. Bases 1326 to 2135 code for a protein of 269 amino acids. Lineage: Eukaryota; Metazoa; Arthropoda; Insecta; Lepidoptera; Nymphalidae. Gene Ontology annotation, biological process: regulation of cell migration; cell differentiation; positive regulation of gene expression. Gene Ontology annotation, molecular function: fibroblast growth factor receptor binding; growth factor activity.